This is a messenger RNA of Gryllus bimaculatus (two-spotted cricket), 909 nucleotides long. NCBI's taxonomy places the organism in Eukaryota, Metazoa, Arthropoda, Insecta, Orthoptera, Gryllidae. The record is from the annotation of a GenBank genome assembly.
UAGGUAAGCGUUGUUCGAGAUGGAAGUGUUCUCUCAGUUACUCUCUACGAAUCGGAGGAAGAUUUGCUUGUAUUGAAUUAGUGGUGUGAAAUGAAACUGCAAAGGAAGAAUACAUUAAGGCACCUGACCUUAUCAACAAUAAGUUAUCAAGAAAUAAUUCAAGUUGAAAUUGUUGCUAUUAAUAUUAUUGCUAUUAUUCAUUUACUUAUUUCUUUUUCUUUAUUUAUAUCUUUCUUUUCUUCUUUGAUUUGUUCACUUCAAGGUUGCAUUCAAACUAGUUCAAUCUGCCUGGUCCAUGAAAGCAGUAGAAAUAUUUAAUCAUGGUGUUUUCAUCACAUGAAUCCUGAACUAUAUUCGAGAUAUCUUACCAUCACCUCAUUCAAGAUUUUUCAAAUGUUUGAAGUCUGGUGAAACCACACCUGCAAACGAGAUUAAGCCGGAGACUUUGGCUCAAAUGACAGCGGCAACAGUCAACAGGCCCUGUGUCCGCUUGAAGAAUGGAGUUUUAUAUAACAUAAUUCUUGAAGUUUUGCUACGAGUCUCAAAAAGAAUGAUUGGUGGAUUAGUGUUACUGGUGCCACAGUCCUUCAAGAAGAUUACAUUUGGCAUCAAAGAAAAAUUUGUUAUUGGUCGAAUUACAUACCUCUCCGCCACAAAUUACCAUUUUUAUAUUCAGUGAAAUGGUUACGUUUAUAGUUGGUGAAUAGGCUACAUGUUAAGAAAUUGAGUGAUUGGAGGACUAGAAGAAACUCUAAGUAAAUUCAGCAAAUGUCCUACAACGUAUACAAUAAUUUACUUAGUAUUUAUCAUUAAAUAUUUAUGAACAUACGAGUAACAGGAUUAUUCCUCGAUGUAACUUGAAAAUCCGUUAAAAACUCAGUGAUUUUCUUUGAAUGCAAGGUGAAAUGA